CUAUAACUCGUUCCAAGACCCCCCACUAAAUAAACUAUUCCCGUCACAAAUCCAGCCGAGAUGUCAACAGAUCUACCUCCUCUCCGCGUUGCCAUCGUUGGUGGUGGACCCGGCGGGCUGGGUGCCGCAAUUGCUCUCUCUUCAUUGCCAAAUGUCUCUGUCACUCUUUUUGAACAAGCACGCGAGCUGCGAGAAAUUGGUGCCGGUAUCCGAAUUGGACUUAAUUGCUGGAAAGUACUCGAGUUGUUGGGGGCAGAUCAAGACGUAAAGGGGCAUGUGAAGGAGCAGGUUCUACAUCGUAAUGGUUUGAGCGGAGAAUUAAUAGCCACCAGAGGCCCUCCCAGCCACAUUCCAUACAAGUAUUAUCCACAAAGAGUUCGAAGAACAAGACUUCAAUUUGCUCUUCUAUCCAAAGUUCCAAAAGGCAUCAUUCAGCUCCGGAAACGCCUCGUCUCUAUAGAGAAUCUAGAUCAAGGUGUCCGCCUUCGUUUCGAGGAUGGAACCGAGACUACCGCUGAUCUAGUUGUGGGAGGGGAUGGCAUUCGUUCUGUAAUCAGAGAGCAAACUUUCCCAGGCCAUACAAUACAAUUCACUGGAACAACCAUCUGGCGAGUUCUCAUACCACAAUCGUCAAUCGCCCAUAUCCCAGAAAUACCCCAGCCUACAACAUGGUGGUACGGCCGCAGCGGCCACGUGUACCUUUCUCCUGUCGACUACCCCUCAGAGACGAGUCCCGAGGAGCGAAUGUUUGAGAUCUCAGUGCGCAACGUGAUUGAUCCUGCGACCGAAACAGGAAAGCGAUUUAGCUGGGGUAUACCCGUUACGAACGAACGGGUGGAAUCGUUCUUCCAGGAUUAUGAUCCAAGAAUCAGGGAAACAUUAGCUAGUGUUCCGGAUGGGCACUGGAAAGAAUUCUCCGCGUUUGCAGGUCCUAGAUUGAAGACUUUGAUUGCAUGGGAUAAAGUCGUGCUUAUAGGAGAUGCGAGCCAUCCGCUAUCCGGAGCAUUUGGCUCCGGUGCCGCAUUCGCUCUCGAAGACGGCUGGAUCCUCGCUCGAGCUCUGGAACAUACUCGCUCCGCCCGAAAACCGCUCUCGGAAGCACUCAAGAUCUUCGACGAGAUUCGCUCCCCGUAUUAUCUUAGAAUGUAUGAGUAUCUAGAUGAGCAGAAGAGGAUUGUGGAGGAGACCCAUGCGGGGCGUACUUUUGAGGAGAGGUUGCAGAUGAAAGUCGAUGCUUUUGUUGGGGAGGAUAAACUUGCUUGGAUUUAUGAGAAUGAUAUUGAGGAGGUUUGGAAGGCGUAUUUGAGGAGAGAAAAUGAGGGGGAGGUGGUGAGUAGACUUUAGAGGAUUGUUAGAAGACAUUUAUGAGGGCGGGUUCUGAACCUGUUUGGUUAUACCUAGGUUGCUGUUGGCGAAUAAGAUAAACUGGUCGCAUUUUUACCUUUAAUGUCACAGAAGAGGCUCGAAGUGAGCGGCACAAACUUUGAAUUAAGGAACAGU
Molecule: messenger RNA, 1500 nt
Organism: Amorphotheca resinae ATCC 22711
Lineage: Eukaryota; Fungi; Ascomycota; Leotiomycetes; Helotiales; Amorphothecaceae
Exons: 6
Coding region: 61-1344 (427 amino acids)
Molecular function (GO): FAD binding; monooxygenase activity
Source: RefSeq, a predicted model, not a curated record